Linum trigynum is the source of this 3372-nucleotide messenger RNA. The record is from the annotation of a GenBank genome assembly. Lineage: Eukaryota; Viridiplantae; Streptophyta; Magnoliopsida; Malpighiales; Linaceae.
AUGAACGUUCAACCUCAAAGGAACAGAAAUGAGAUGGGAAUAUAUGCCAGAUUUGGAAGUGUAGCACGUCCAAGAGAACCAAAGUUUGAAGAUAAUGGUUAUGGUAGCGUGAAGUCACUGGUUGAGUGGUUGAACAAUUUGUUUCCCUAUUUGGAUUUACCGCCAGAGGCAACCGAGGAGGAGCUGAGAGACUGUUUGAUUGAUGGCACUGUCUUGUGCAGCAUCCUGAACAAACUAAGACCUGGUUUGAUUGACAUGAGAACCAGUUUCAGGCCUGGGGCAGACUAUCUCAAGAGGUUUCUGGAUGCAAUGGACGAAAUGGGACUUCUUAGGUUUGUACUUGAAGACAUACAACAGGGUUACAUGUUGCCUGUACUGCAGUGCCUUGGGACACUUAAGGAGCAUUUAAAAAAUUCAGAUAUUCAUUCAAGAAGAAGAGGGGAUGUACAUGAGGUGGAGCUUUCAAACAGAGCUGAUCAUUCUCAACGUGGUUCAUCAUUUAACUCGGAUAACUUAGCUGUCAAUGGUGAAGACAAGCAUAAGAAUCCCAGUAAUGACACAGAUCAACAUGGUCAUUUGACUUCUGUUUCAUCAGAGCCAUCUCCUUCUCUGGUACCUGAUGGCGGAAACAAAUUCUCUGAGGUGUUGAAGCAAGGUUUAUCUGGUGAGCUUUCGGAUGAUAACAUUACAAAGCUGAUAAGUUCAAGUAGCGUGGAUAAUGAAUCAACCCACAUGUUGUUCAGUUUUCUGAACCAGAUACUUGAUGAAACCAUUGACAAAAAAGACGGGCAUGCUUAUCAUAUGGCAAGGAUGUUGAAGCAAGUCGUGCAAAUUAUUGAACAAAGAGUGUCUGCUCAAGCUGAGAACUUGAAAGAUCACAACAAUCUUUGUAGGGUUCGCUCUGAAAAGUACCAGUCUAGAAUAAAAGUAUUAGAGACCCUUGCUUCAGGGAGCACCGAAGAAAUUGAGGUUUUGCUUUCACACCUAAAACAGAUAAAGAUGGAGAAAACUGAAAUAGAAGAGAAGGAAAGGCUGAAAAGCCGAGAUCUGGCUACUUUGAAUGAAGAAAAAAAUUCAUUAGAGAUCGAGAAUUUUGCAUUGGAACGCGAACUGGAGACACUGAAGAGGACACAUGAAGACCAUUGUUUGCAGAUAGAAACCCAAGCUAAGGAAAUAAAUCAAGCAUUGGAAAAGAAGGCACGUGAUCUUGAGCGCUAUUUAAUGGAGUCAAAGAAGAGGGUGAAACAGCUCGAGUCCUUUUCAGAAUCUAAAUCAGAGGGAUGGAAGAAGAAAGAAGAGACCUUCAGACUUUUCCUCAACAAUCAUCAGAGAGCUUUGCAGGAACUGAAAAUAGCUUAUGCCUCUGUCAAACAAGAAGUGAGGAUGACAAAGAGGAGAUAUGCAGAGCAGUUCUAUGGCUUGGGUAUGGAGCUUGAAGGAGUAGUGCAUGCUGCUGACAAUUAUCAUUCUGUUCUUGCGGAAAAUCGAAAAUUAUACAAUGAAGUGCAGGACUUGAAAGGAAACAUAAGAGUUUAUUGUAGGGUAAGGCCGUUUCUUCCAGGGCAAUGUAAGAAUCUAACAACCGUAGAGUAUAUUGGUGAAAAUGGUGAAUUACUUGUCUCAAAUCCGACAAAGCCAGGGAAAGAUACCCAUAGGAUGUUCAAAUUUAACAAGGUUUUUGGUCAAGCUGCAAGUCAAGAGGAAGUGUUCUUGGAUACUCGGCCAUUAAUUAGAACAGUUCUUGAUGGAUUCAAUGUGUGUAUUUUUGCUUAUGGUCAAACUGGAUCAGGGAAGACAUAUACAAUGAGCGGUCCUAAUAUGUCAUCUAAAGAAGAAGAUUGGGGAGUCAAUUAUCGAGCAUUACGUGAUCUUUUUCAUAUUGCUCAAAGUAGGAAAGGCUCUAUGACAUAUGAGAUUGGUGUUCAAAUGGUGGAGAUAUAUAAUGAACAAGUCCGUGACCUUCUCACGUGCCAUGGUUCUCAUAGAAGAUAUCCUUUUUUCACAACCCAACCAAAUGGGUUAGCAGUUCCUGAUGCCAGCAUGCAUCAAGUAACCUCGACCGAAGAUGUCUUGGAGUUGAUGAAUAUCGGGUUCAUGAACCGUGCUGUUGGUGCCACUGCCUUGAAUGAAAGAAGUAGCAGAUCACACAGCAUACUCACUAUCCAUGUCCGUGGCGUGGAUUUGGAGUCUGGCACAAUCUUGCGAGGGAAUCUACACUUGGUAGAUCUUGCUGGCAGUGAAAGGGUUGAUCGGUCUGAAGUAACUGGAGAGAGACUUAGGGAGGCACAACACAUAAACAAGUCCCUCUCUGCACUUGGGGAUGUCAUAUUUGCCCUUGCACAAAAAAGUCAACAUGUCCCAUAUAGAAACAGCAAACUUACUCAAGUUCUUCAGAGUUCUCUAGGUGGUCAAGCCAAGACCCUUAUGUUUGUGCAGCUGAAUCCCGAUCUUGAUUCAUAUUCCGAAACUUUGAGCACGUUGAAGUUUGCUGAGAGAGUUUCUGGAGUCGAGUUGGGGGCUGCAAGGAGCAACAAGGAGGGAAGAGACAUUAGAGAACUUGCAGAUCAGGUUGCGUCGCUAAAAGAAACCGUUGCAAAGAAAGACGAAGUGAUUGAGAAAUUGCAGCAGCUCAAGAUUAACACCAAUGGCCCAAAGUCUGUCCGUUUUGAUUCCUCUCCAAGAAGAUUCUCAGUUGGAGGAAAUAUUCGGCUCAGUCCCAAGUCACCGGGAAGGAAAACCUCACCACUGUCUGAUAGGGAAAUCGACAUAUACUCCGAGUUUGGUGAAAAGCUUUCUGAUGUGCGAUCACUGCCGCCUUCAAUAGAUGAGUUAAAACAUGGACAUAGGGGACCUUUGGCAGCACAUCGAAGGCCAAUGACCGGUUUACCAACCAAGUUUACUGAAGCAAAGGCGGGCCAGAAUUCCAAUGAAGAUGUCGAGCUCUUCGGUUUUGGAGGAAGUGGAGAUUCGGAUGAGAGAAUAAGUGACAUAUCGGAAGGCGGGCUCUCAAUGGGAACUGACACUGAUGGUUCUUCUGGUAAUGCAGCUCAAGCUGAAGCAACAAGCCCGUCUAGAAUUGCGAAUUCGGUAGAAGCCACCACCAGACCAGCUGCAGGGAUGAGACAACCAGAGAAUUAUAGUAAUACUGAAAGGCGUGGUGUUACAUAUAAGCUCCCCAAGCCAUCUCCAAAGGUGGCACAAACGAGAGUAUCUCGUUUGUCAUUGCAGAAGCCAGCUGCUCAUGCCUCAAAGUUUCAAUCAAUAGCUACGUCAACGACCCCCAGGAAACCUACGGCGACUACAGGAGGUAACUCCACAUCAGCAACCAGAUCGAUCAGGCAAACGGGGCUCAGAACUGAAAGAAGUUUCUAG